Messenger RNA from Saccostrea echinata, 3226 nucleotides. Its product is annotated as TBC1 domain family member 5-like. The transcript is spliced from 20 exons. Lineage: Eukaryota; Metazoa; Mollusca; Bivalvia; Ostreida; Ostreidae. Gene Ontology annotation, biological process: activation of GTPase activity. Gene Ontology annotation, molecular function: GTPase activator activity. The record is from RefSeq and is a predicted model, not a curated record. Bases 102 to 2537 code for a protein of 811 amino acids.
ACGUUUGUCGCUGAGAAUAUUGCCUGCUGUUAAACAGUAUAGUUCAUUGUAAAUGAUUUGAAAUAGAUUGCACUGAAGGAAAAUGAUUACUUGAAACAACCAUGUGGGCAUCAAGAAACAAGGAGAUGAUGCCCCCUACUCAGGGGGGUCCUCCAACAAAGGAUGAGAUCCUCAGUACUCUGGACAGCUUUGGGGACAAGACAGUACAAGAGAAAGAAAACAACAACAAUCAACAACUAAGUAGACCACAAAGUGACAGCAGCUUUGAUGAUUGGGAAAAACCAGAUCCUCCCAAUGCUAGCUUCUCCAAUUCCUACAGUUUUGAGUGGGAGAAGUUAUUCAAGAGGAAGAACUACCGCAAGGAACUGAGAAGUUACGCAAUGAAUGGCCAUCUACGCAGCAGCCGAUUUCGCAGCGUGUGCUGGAGGGUUUUUCUGGAUGUACUGCCAGAGGACAUAAAGCAAUGGAAGAACAGCUGCAAGAAAUCCAGAAGUAAAUAUACAGACCUAAAAGAUCAGUUGAUUGUCAAUCCAAGAAAAGCAGUUGAUUCAAGCAGCUCAGAUUUAGUAGUCAACAAUCCACUCUCCCAAGCUGAUGAGAGUCCAUGGAAUCAGUUUUUCUUGGACAAUGAACUGCGACUGACCAUCAAGCAAGAUGUCAUUAGAACGUACCCUAGGAUUGCAUUCUUCCAGUCAAACCAAGUGCGGAAUUUAAUGGUGGACAUCUUGUUUAUUUAUGCUAAACUAAAUGCUGAUACUUCGUACCGACAGGGAAUGCAUGAACUGCUGGCCCCCCUGAUCUUUGUCUUACACUGUGAUCAUCAAGCUUUUCUACACGCUGCUGAGGUGGAAACUUUAGGGCAGAUUAAUGCCCCAGACAGGGAUAUUGUGAAAGAGGUCAUGGAUCCUGCAUAUUUAGAGCACGAUGCUUAUGCCCUGCUGAGUCAGAUCAUGCGUACUGUGGAACCUUGGUAUAACUCAAAAGACCUUCCUGUAUCUAGGGGUAGAGAAAGGGUCAACUCCAUUCCAUUUGCCCGUCCUAAAGACCUGAACUCAUCUAGUGCCAUUGUCACCAAGCUGACACGAAUACAAGACUACAUCCUGAAGAAGUUUGAUCACGAGUUACACGGCCAUUUAGAGAGGCUAGAGAUUGCUCCACAGAUCUAUGGAAUACGUUGGAUAAGACUGCUGUUUGGUCGGGAAUUCCCCAUGCAGGACCUCCUAGCUCUGUGGGAUGCUAUAUUUGCUGAUGGAGUUGGAUUUGAACUUGUGGAUUUUGUGUUUGUUGCCAUGCUACUGUACAUUAGGGACCUGUUACUGGCUAGUGAUUACCCACAAUGCCUUAAUUGCUUGAUGAGAUACCCACCAUUAGCAGAUAUCAACCACUUGAUUGAUAAUGCCCAAUAUCUUAGAGAACCAAAGCACCACCCCCGGCCUCCUACCUAUACCUACAAUACAGUGAACAAUGCAAAGUCUCCUGUCACGCAGAAACCACCACCUAAAACCAGCUCAACUCCCACUAGCACCAGUACUAACAAACACCAAAGGAGUGGGAGUCUGACCUCCAGCUUUUCUGAAUUCUCACGCAAAAUGAGACCUAAAACUUUACAGAUGGAUGGAAACAAGCCAUCAAUUUACAAAUCUUCUAGUGUUCCUAUGAACUUGCAGACAGACAUUUCCCCAGGUACUCCCCAGUACCCUCAGCACAAGAGAGGGUCAUCAGCUAGUCUCUCCCAAGUAGAGGACUCCAUGUUUAAACAAACACCAUCACCUAGCAGUAUGGCUCGGCUGGAAACUGCCAAUGAUAGAAUUGUGAAUACCACUGCUUACAGCUCAGAUGAAAGUCCGUUGAAUGGAAAUGUUGCUAGAUUCUCCACACUGCCAAACAUGAAGGCUAAAGGAAAGAAAAUUUCUAAACAGGUUGCUGAGUUUGAGCACAGGAUUGGUGAACUACAAGGGCAGAUCAAUGAGAAGGAGUCCAUGUCACUUUAUUGUGCUAAUAAGCUUGAUGUGCAUAUCGGUCGAUUGCAGACUGAGAUUUUGAAGCAGUCCUUGGAGAAUGAAGAUGAAAUAUUAUUAGCAAUAGCUGGAAUAAAACAGGUCAGAGAUGUCUUAAAAGGAACUCUGAGAUUCUCCCAAAUGGAGGAAGAAGACCUGAAAGUCCGAGAUAACUACUAUGAGACGGAAAAUAAUUCCUCCCCCGAGACAACUCAGCAAGAGUCACGAGAGAGGCAGAGGACAGGAUCUAACACAAAGAGAUUUUUCUAUAUGAGCAGUGAAGAAAACUCGGAAAAUGCUGAAUCCCCUUCUGAGGCCCCCAUUCCUGCAGUGACCUCACGGAAGGGAUCAAUCAGGAAAGAGGCUCAGAUUACCAAGGAAGACAGGAGAGAAUUUGAACUGAGUGACUGUGUUCCGACCGGGGGAAGAAAGACAGGAGCAAGUGGAAUUCAAUCUGUUGAUGUCACAGAAAAAACUCACCCAUUAGAAAAUAGUCCAAAUCCCCUGUAUAACUAUAGCUGUUCAGUAGAUUCUGUGUGAUUCAAGUUAGUAAAAUGACUGUCAAAAGAAGAAAUUUCUGUGUAUAGUAAAUGUUUGGUAAAAUCUGUGCAAUUUAAAAUUAGUUAUUAUCAGUUUAAAGCAAAUUCGCUUGAAUUGUAUGGAUGAUUAAUCACAUCAUUAAUAACUUAUUUGAUUUCAAUGAUAUUUUUUCAAACAAUGAAUAUUGUUAGAUUAGACACAUCCAUAAUGAUUUCUGUAAUCCCCUAUGAUGUAGACUCUUAGGACAUUCCAUGCAUUUGAAAUCCAUGUAGUUUGACCAGAUGUUCAUCAACAUCUCUUUUCUCUUUUUAUUAAUCUCUGGGUAAAUAUACGUCCACAUUUAAAUUGAAAAUGUUGAAAGAAUAAUGGACACAAUUUUUUUCCUUCUUCAGUAAUAUUCAGUUUUAGAAUAUCAAGUUUCCAUUAGUGCAGACCCUAAAUGAGAAAUAUGUCAGCAAUGUCACAAUCACAUGUGCCUACUGUAUAUUUAAAUAAAUUCUGUCAGUAUUUAAUUCCCACCAUACAGCUUUCAAUCAUACAAGUUUUCCAGUUUUCACUCCCUUCCUCAGACAAUCAGACUUCAUGUAAAAAAAAAAUUGUGUAUACAAAAUAUUCUUCAGUAAUGCAUUCAUCCAUUUUUUUCUCAUUUUAUUACGGGUUAAAAUAAUUUCAGCUUGGGUCUCAAUUCU